AUGUCCUACUACGACAUUGACUCUAUUCUGACUGAUGCAGAGAAAGUCCCCUGCAAGUUCGAAAUUGAUGCCGCCGACCUAGGCUAUCUCGAUAACAAUCCAAGUCACGCACUCAAAGCCGGAACCCAGAUUUCACUUCCCCUAUGGCUUGCAGAGAUGCUGGCUCUUGCCAGCACUGGUGAAGACUCCAAGGCGCCAGUUACGCUGAAUCUUCCCUCCGCGCUAUCAAACCAAGUCAUGCAAGCGCUCAAAGCCGAUCCACGAGCUGUGCCCGUCAGGGAUCAGAGCGCUCAUUUUUACGGUCUCGGAACUCGCAUUCUGGACCUGUUUGACGAGCGCGAGGUGAGCGAGGUGAUGAGGAAGACUUUCGUGACCCGAGCCGCCGAGAUUGCUCUCCACGCCCGCAAGGGAGGCGAUGAUGGUGUUGGCGGUUCGAGCGAGGACUUUCUCCGAGGUCUGGACGAAUGGGAGAGAGGGCUCUUCCGCAAAGCGCACGAUGGCACCAAGGCUUCCAAGGAGUGGAUGGACAAGGUCAAAAAGCACUGA
Molecule: messenger RNA, 546 nt
Organism: Colletotrichum truncatum
Lineage: Eukaryota; Fungi; Ascomycota; Sordariomycetes; Glomerellales; Glomerellaceae
Product: DNA replication complex gins protein psf3
Biological process (GO): mitotic DNA replication initiation
Cellular component (GO): GINS complex
Source: RefSeq, a predicted model, not a curated record